This is a messenger RNA of Paraphaeosphaeria sporulosa, 4706 nucleotides long. RefSeq lists its product as uncharacterized. Gene Ontology annotation, biological process: protein phosphorylation. The record is from RefSeq and is a predicted model, not a curated record. The transcript is spliced from 7 exons. NCBI's taxonomy places the organism in Eukaryota, Fungi, Ascomycota, Dothideomycetes, Pleosporales, Didymosphaeriaceae. The coding region runs from base 293 to 4432 and encodes 1379 amino acids. Gene Ontology annotation, molecular function: protein kinase activity; ATP binding.
UAAACCUCGUUAACACACACCGCAACCCCCACCGUCCAAGCCGCUGUGCAAGUUUGCGCUAGUCCCGUCCUGUCGCCAACCGCCCUUCGCACCUGCAAUCUGGUGCACUAGCUUAUGACUCCGAACGACCCUUACGAGCAACCACCGUAAGAUCUAAAAGUCGGGGCCAACCCGGCCUCAGGCUCUUGACUCAUCUUCGCUCAUUGUCCUCUCGAUCAUUCGAGUUGUAGCUCCCAUCUGUACUAACGGCGCGCCCUUCCGCCAUCCAACGCAACUGGAAUCGUAACUAGCAAUGGCUUCUCAGGGCGGCAACAACAGUAACUUCGACUUCAAUGCGGGCGCUGGCAUCGACUUUACAGGAUUCGGGAUGCAGCCUGCCUUUAAUGACCUGAAGAGUACUGGAGAGGGUAACACUUCUUCGGCAUUCUUCUUCGGCGACGAGGGUAUCGACACGACGGCCACAUUUGAUCAUUCAUAUGACUCAAUAUUUGCCCCGGUCGGCGGUAUGGACACCACAGCGUUCGGAUUAGAGCCUCUUGGUUUGGGUAACACCGCCGGAGAUGCCUCAUGGAACAACAUGUUUCCCACAACGCCUGCGCAGUCCUUCGAGUCAUUAUACACACCUCAAAUCAACAAGAGGCCACUUCAGUUAGAUGCACAUGACUUCCCUCCGGCGAAGCGACAUGAGGCAUUCUCGCCCUUUACCACGGGUUCCAUGACAGGGUCGAGCAACUGGGCGCUCGAAACCCAGCCCACUCCAGCAGCUAGCUCUGAUGUGACAGGUCUGAGCGACGAAGCUGCUGACGUGUGCGCAACAUGGUUCAGCAAGUACAACGUACUCCCGAGUGACAGGCAUAUUGACUCUCUUGCCCAACUCACUGGCGAGUCAGCAGCAGCCAUCCGACAAUGGUUCGGUCAGGCUUUGAAGCAGGGGAUGACCGGUCAGGAUUCUGCGUACAAGUCACAAACAGGAUUUGCUCAGGACCCAAUACUAUUCCCGCAGUUGGCUCCUACUACGGGCGCAGUUGCAUCGCAACAACUUAUGAUUCCUGAUGUCCCAUGCGUACAUGAGACGCAAGCGGCGACAACGACGGUCUCACAGUCUCCCCUGCGCGGGGGAAAGAAAGGCUGCAACCCCACAGAGGAUCCGGAGCUUUUGAAGAGAGAUCCGAACAAAAUUUACCAAUGCACAAGAAAGUGCGGAAAGCGGUAUGGAAGGAAGUGUGACUGGAAGCGGAACGAAGAGGAGGGGUACCCCUCAAAGAGCUGGUUGUGCAGCCUAUGCGUCAGCGAGGGUGUCGAGCGCGUAAAGCCGUGUUUCCGAAAAUACCAUUUCUCUCAGCACUUCAGGAACAUCCACCCUGGGCUGAACUCCGCUGAUUACGAGGAGUCUUCUGUCGUACAUUCCGACACGAGCCUGCCACAGGCCGCCAGAAAGUGCGGCUUUUGUACGCACCGAUUCGUGUCUCGACAGGAUCGCAUCGACCACAUCGCAGACCACUUCAAGAACGGCAAGUCCAUGCUUGACUGGAACGAAGAGGACACAAAUGAUUCUGAUGACAUGAAUGACGAUGACGACAACGACGACCGACCUGAUAGCGGCGGCUUCGGCAAUGGCAAGCCUCACUUCCCACCGGAGCAUGAUCCUCGUGGCUCUGGCUCUGGACCGAAGAACAACGGCAGCGGCGGUAACGGCUCACAGCCUCACCAGAGCGGCUUCUUCCAGUUCCAGGUUUCACAGCUCGCAGACGGCGAUAGUAGCGGCUCAUCACCAGGAGUCGAGCAGCACAUUCAACGGGACUCCACGAAUAAUCAGCAUAUUCAACCAGCCUUCGGAUUGGACGGCGCAAUGUGCAGCAAGAUACCUCAGGGUGCAAUGUGCGAUACCGCGACAACACAACACGCAACAUCCACCGAUGAAUGCUCUGUGCAUGGCCGGCACGAUAAAGCAACGAGAGAUGACUCGCAGUCUGUGGCCGGAGAUGUUGUCUCCUUGCUGAGCACCGACGUCGUCCAGCUUCAGACGAGACCGCCGUUCGUUCCUCCAAGCGACGGUGAUCCCGCACCAGAUCGCCUGAAGACUACAAUGGCAGUAUCCAGUGGAUCACUGACCCGCGAGACGCAAGACCUGCUCGGUAGUCUCAAGCUCCUUGGCGCCGGCGGCUUUAGUACGGUCGACGAAGUGGUCCAUCGCGAAACGAGCUUACGCUUUGCCCGCAAGACCCUCAAGAACCGGGAACGCUCAGCCAUUGAAGAACUGAAGAACGAAGUUGAUGUUCUCAAGAAACUCCGCCAUCCUCACAUCAUCCGGUUCGUGGAUAGUGUCCAAAAGGGCGACAGGAUGUCGAUCCUGCUAUCGCCGGUAGCAGAGACCACACUUGCCGCCUGGCUGGACAUGAAGCUGCAGAACAGGCCAGACAGGCUGAGCGAGACCAUUGUCACGAUGAUGGGCUGCCUUGCCUCGUCGAUCCGGUACCUCCAUGCGCAGCGACCAGUCGUAAAGCACAUGGACAUCAAGCCCCAAAACAUCCUUGUCAAGCAAGGCGAGGAUGUGCCACAUGUGUUCUUAAGCGACUUCGGCGUCAGCUCGAUGGGCGAGAUCACUGCGAGCAGCAAGACAAUGCCACUUACACGCCAGUACUGUGCGCCCGAAGUAUCCGAGGGUGUCUCACGCGAGCUCGCGUCUGACGUCUGGUCUCUCGGCUGCGUCUUCCUUGAGAUGCUGACCGUUGCUUACAAAGAGGAUAACCCGCGCUGGCUUGAUUUCCGCCAAUUAUUUGGCGGACGCAAGGGCAAAUACUACUGGCAAGACGUCCCUGCUCUACAAGGCCUCCUGACCCAAUCCCUCGAGCAAGCAGCAUCUCGAACUGAAGCCAAUGCUACGAGCACUGUCAAGGAAAUGCUCAAUUCCGAUCCAACCGCACGACCAACUGCACCCAAGCUGACAAUGGUGUUUACACCUGCACCUUGCUGCCUCAGUUGGCCCAACGAAAAGGUCGCUUAUCCCGGACCAUCUGAAGAGCUUCAAACAGUGAAGACUUUCUGCCAGGAAGAUGGCCGAGAUGCAUGUGCUCAUCUACGCGAUGUGGAUGAUCAACACAAGCAACAAGGCGAUACUGUCCGUCAUGCCAAGCGCUGGCUCGAAGAGUGUUCCCACGACCACGCUGAUUGUCGUCAUGACGUACAAGGAAUUCUUGCCAACAAGACCUUACCCACCCGUCUGAUCGACAUGUUACCAGAAGGUAAUGUAGGCUUGUCCGUUCGCAUUGUCAAUGGCGCGGACCUAGAUGAUCGCCAGAGUCCAGACUACGCAGCACUCAGCUACGUUUGGGCAGAUGAUGAGCUGAAGCUAUCAACUGCUCGUCUGGACGCAAUGCAACGCAAUCUACCCCGCGAAGCCCUACCUAAGGCAAUCAAUGAAGCCAUCACGAAGGCUCAAGACAUCGGCCUCCGAUACCUCUGGGUAGACAAUCUCUGCGUCCUUCAGGACUCCCAGGGAGACAAGCAACGCGAGUCCCGCGCCAUGGCAGAUGUGUAUCGCAACGCGGCGCUCACCAUUGUGGCAACGCAGAAGGGCAUCGAUCAACAAGCGCUCCAAGCUGCCGUCCUUCCCCUCAGCACGUAUCUCACGCCAGGCUUCGCCUGGGAUACGAGGGCGUGGUCACUCCAGGAACGUCUCCUCUCGCGAAGGUUCCUCCACCUUGGCGAAGAACAGAUGUACUGGGAGUGCAACGCACUCAAAGCCAGCGAAACAUUCCCCCGCGGACUUGACUCCUUCCGCAACGCGCUUUCUUCGCUGCUCUGGGAGAAGGUACAUACACGUGCAGAUGCGCUCUACGGUGUGCCUGCCACCGCGGGCCUCAACCACAAUCGCAUGCACACAGAAAGCCACUUCGACAUGGAAGGCACCGGAACCGCCGCCGGUCUGGUGACGGAGCGCAACGCCAAUGGGCACGGCGCCCCGACUGCGAGCAAAGCCAUGGGCUAUGGCAAGACGGCGACGCCGCACCAAAGGGUUGAAUUCUCUUCAAACCCGGUGUGCAACGCCAAUGGCCAAGAUGUUGCGAAUGCGAACAAAGCCAUGGGCUACUGCAAGAUGGCGACGCCGCACCAAGGGGUCGAAGAGUUCUCUUCACACCUUGUUCGUGACUGCCAGUACGUCCGCAAAGAGGGCGACGGGAUCGGCGACUCCAUGGAGGCGGGCCAAAUGCAGCUCCAGCUCGCGGGCCUUGAGGCCCCGAGUGGAUCACUCAGCGUCUCCGCCUGUGGUUUCGCUGGGCUGAUGCGCGGUUGUCAUGAAGCCAAGGACCCAGGCCGGAAGGGUCGGGAGAACGGAGUUGGGAAUGGAAAUGGAAUCGAAGACGAAGGAGUGUUUGGGAAGAAUCCGAAUGCGAGGAGAAAGUAUGAAGGGGAUGAGGAUGUGAUGAGCUAGUACGAGAGUCCUGGUCACGGAGAGCGUCGAGAAGGUAUUUCCUAUGUAAUUGACGAGUGUGCGCCUGCAUUUCAUUCGUUUCACCCACUGUUGUCUUCGAUCCUGCGUCCACGUGUGGUGUGCGUUCAUGUAAGAGAUUCAGUUAUGGCAGGUAUCACAAUGCUCCUCAUGAAGAGGGCUGGCCGAGCACCUCCACGAUGUCAUGGACCUAGAGCCGCUCUCUCCCCCUAAAUUGAGCGGACACGCAUUCGCCCAUUACCUAUAUGGUCUCCAG